AUGGCCACACUGUCACCGAAGAUAGAAGAGUCAUGUGACUACUUACCCCAAUAUGAGCUUCUGCCAUUGCUACCUGAUGUCACCAUCACCAUAGGUCCCUCACCAGAACUAGGCCAGUGCACACAUCACUACACCUCCAAGACUAUUUCACUCUCAAUCGAUCUCUUAGUUUUUCCAGAAUCCUGUAAGGGAAUUAUAGGAGGAAAUGAGCUGCCACCUCAUGCCAGACGCUACAUGGCUCUAAUCAAAGGGCUGGGAAUCUGCGCAGGGGCAUUGAUCAACGAAAACUGGGUCCUGACCGCUGCUCACUGUGACCUGAGAGGCAAGCCUCAGAUUAUCCUUGGUGCCCACUCUGUAUCACAGAAAGAGAAACUUGAACAGAUGUUUUCCAUUAAAAGGGCAAUUUCCUACCCAUGCUAUGAUCCUGAAACAUUUCAAGGAGAUCUUCAACUCCUUCAGCUGGAUGGUAAAGCAGCUAUAACCAAAGCAGUGGGAAUCCUUCGUCUCCCAAAAAGAGGAGAGGAUGUGAAACCCCACACCAAGUGUCAUGUGGCUGGAUGGGGAAGCACCAAAAGAGAUUCUUGUAAGGUUUCCAACAUCUUGAGAGAAGUCAACGUCACUGUGAUUGACCGGAGAGUCUGCAACAAUCCAGAGCAUUAUGAUUUCAAACAGUUGGUGGACAGCAGCAUGCUCUGUGCUGGCGGCAAGCAAGGGGAAGAUGAUUCAUGCAGUGGGGAUUCUGGAAGCCCUCUGAUAUGUAACAACGUUUUCAGGGGUGUCACUUCCUUUGGGAAAUGUGGUGACCCCAAGAAGCCUGGUGUCUACAUUCUCCUUACAAACAAAUAUCUCAACUGGAUACAGAAAACCAUUGCAGGAGCCAUGUGA
This is a messenger RNA of Cricetulus griseus (Chinese hamster), 885 nucleotides long. The record is from RefSeq and is a predicted model, not a curated record. Lineage: Eukaryota; Metazoa; Chordata; Mammalia; Rodentia; Cricetidae.